UCAACCGGCGACCCGAUAGCAUCCUUCCAGACCCGAAGCAGGAUCGUUAUUCAACAAUAACAAGCUAGGGCUUUACAUAAGUAUUCUAACUAGUAUAAUCAGCAGACAUUUUAAAGAAACGUUAGGCAAUUUGACUUAAGUAUUUCGGUUGUAGACUAAACGGUGCAUGAAGAGCAGAAAUGGCAACAAUGGCGGACUGUGUUGGUUAUCAAUUGCAGAUAGCUUCGAUAAUGGAGGUGCUAGCCAAUUCGGCGGUGGUCGAAAUCUGCAAAAUUGUUGAUGAUGGUUAUAACUCUCUGCGUUCCCAAAUGGAGCAGGAAAGAGUGCAAAUUGAGAGGGAGAGAGAGCAAACCGAGAAAGAGAAAUAUGUGCUCCGACGAAAAUUACGCGAAAUGGACGUGAAGAUGCGGAGCUAUGAGCGAAGACUCAGAAGACGCGACAUACGGAAUGAAAUGCAUGCAAUUAAUUUUAGACCACAUGAAGUUUCAGUGUCUUCUAUUGCUAUGCCAGUGAGUAAUGACCAGUCCCGAGGGCCCCUGGCUACAAUCGAGGACCAUUCACAAUACCACCACAUGCCUCAGGAAGACAGAACUGCAUUGUCCCUAAUCAAGCAGGAAAGAGUGGACAGCUGCGGCGUGGACCUGAAGGUAGAACAAAACAUCAGCGCAGAGAGUAGACCCACUGUUCCAGAACCCAACGACGAUGACAGCGAGAGACGUCACAUGGCUGACACUCACAGCUCGCCCACUGCAGCCACAGAGGACCCUACUGAGCCACCUAGGACCAGUGGAUCCGACGCCAUCCUCAAGUCAGAGAUGGGGACAGAGGGUGUGAACCAGAGACCCCAGCAGCCAACGGGACCAGAUCUCAGCACAGAGAUACUGAACAGCCCCGGUUUGGAUCUGGCUCUGAUGCAGGAGAGGGUCCUGGGGCAUCUGGGGCUUUCCUUAGCCCAGGCAGCAGCCGCAAACGCAGAGGCCGCCGGGCAUCCAUCUUGCUCCUACCAAACCCAGGCUGACGUGGAGAGCCAGUCCAGACAGUUCCCCGGCAGCGAUAUGGGCGUCUUCGCCCCCUUUGACAUGACAGCUCCUCCUCCUCCUGCACCGCCAGCGAAUCAGAGGCAGCCGCACGGAGCCGCGACGGCGAACGAGCCAAUGGGGUGUAACUUCUGUGGCCGCAUCUUCCACAGCCAGGCGUCCCUGGAGGUGCACCAGCGGGUCCACACGGGACAGCGGCCAUUCAGCUGCCCACACUGCGGCAAGUCGUUCGCGCAGCCCAACAACCUCCGGGUGCACCUGCUAAUCCACAGCGGCGAAAGGCGGUACCGGUGCUCGAUCUGCGGGAAGAGUUUCAUUUCGUCAAGUCACCUUAAGAGACACAGGACCGUUCACACCCAGGAGAAACCCUACAUCUGCUCUCGGUGCGGCCAGUCCUUCACUCAACUCUGCAGCGUCCGGAGACACAGACAGCAGUCACGGUGCGGAGAGCCGCCUCACGCUCAAAACGAACUCUCUGCUUGACUGUAGAAAAGGUGUUGUACAGUAUGUGUGUUAGCUGUAUCUGAAGUGAUUUACACUAGCUAUAGGUUUCCUGCUCAAAACAUUUAGCCUUUUAGUCUCUUGGAUGAUAGGUCCACAGAUAGAAGUUGAGAAAUGUAUGGUGUUAACUCUAAAUUAAUAUUUACCUAAAGAUGACAAUGUGACUUAUGUGACUGUUUAGUACAAUGCAUCCCAUCUUACCUUGGUCAUAAGGCAAGAUGGGGUUGUUGCUGGGAGAGGCUUGUUUUUAGAGUAGAGUAGUACUUUAUUAAUCCCAACUUGGGAAAUGGGUUUUAUCACUCAGCAGCAUCAUCAUCGUCUAAUCAUUGUACCACUAGAAGAAGUCCAGGAGGACCAAGCAGGACAUUACAAAGACCAGUAGAUUGGACUGAGCCCUCAUCUGACAUGGCUGACUUCAUUUUUUUCCACACCUCAAAAUUGGUCUUCCGAUGUGAUUUGAGGAUUGUUCGUUGUUUCUCUAUGAAUAAUUCUAAUAUUGAGUAAAAACCAAACAAAGAAA
Molecule: messenger RNA, 2058 nt
Organism: Coregonus clupeaformis (lake whitefish)
Lineage: Eukaryota; Metazoa; Chordata; Actinopteri; Salmoniformes; Salmonidae
Product: oocyte zinc finger protein XlCOF8.4
Exons: 4
Coding region: 180-1520 (446 amino acids)
Cellular component (GO): nucleus
Source: RefSeq, a predicted model, not a curated record